UGCCCAUUUUCACCAGCGGAUCCUAAACAAACACUUUACUAAGGAUUUCUUAGCAUUAAGGACAUCUUAAACCAUUCCCUUUCUUAAAUCCUGUUUCACAACCCCAGGGGGUACCUAAUUAAGAGUCUCCUAGUUAAGUGACAAAUAGUGCGAAGCCAACACGGAAGUGAUUGUCGAUAACAUAUUUACAAUUAAUAUUUUCGAAAAAUACGACAGUAAUAAAAUAAAUUACUUAUGAUAUUGUAUAGAACAUGAAUUAACAGUACGUUUUGAAUCUUAAAUUAGCAAAAAUAAAUUAAAAUAAAGUUUAACUAGUAUGUACUGACGAUCGCUUGUGCCUAAAAAAGUUAAUGUAGUUUGAUUGACAUUUGGUUUGACAGAAGUCGUGCCGCGCAUCGUCGUCGCUCGUCGAUUCGUUUAAACGUAGAUUGUAUUGUUUGGUUCGUUGGCUUUGUUUAUCAAUAGAAUAGUUUCUUUUUAUAAAAUCAACACGUGCGUAGCGUGGUGAUUUUGUUCAUCAUUACGGACUACAACCGACUGCAAGUUACACCAAUUUGUAAUACCAGUGUUAAAUCGACGAUGGCUGAAAAAAGGAAACGCGGCCAAAACUUUUCUCUCGAAGAGAAGGAUAAACUUGUAAAAUUGUUACUUCUCCACAAAGAUACAAUCUUAAAUAAAAAAACCGAUGGAGCUACAAAUGAAGCAAAGUGUGAAGCUUGGACAGCGGUUACAAAUUCAUUCAACUCGUCGUCUAAUAUAUACAGGAGUAAAGAAUCACUCAUGAAAGUAUGGGACAAAUUGAAGAGUGAGAGUAAAUUGUAUUUUGGUCAAUUGAAAAGAAAUACAACACAAACUGGAGGAGGGCCAUCCAUCAUAAAAUUUGACCCCGUGCUGGAACAAGUGUGUUCCAUUCUUGGUCGUGGCUGCACUGGCAUCAUUGGUGUAUCUGAUUGUGAUGCUGACACUGGUCCUGAAGUAUUUGAGACACCAAAGGUCAUAUGCAUUCAAGAUGACAGUAAUAUAUGGAAGACAAUUGAGGACGUGGAUUUAGAAAUAAAAAUGGACAACUGUCAGAAUUCCACUGAUACUCCAAAAGAAAUUUUGACUGAAGAAAGUGAAGCGCCAAAAGAUUUCCACGAGUCCCAGCUUAAAAAAACCCCAUUGUGGUCACGGAGACGGCCACAUAUAUCAAAUUAUAAUGAGCGGACUGAAGCUUCGACUUCAGUUUCUUCAAGUAUAAGAGAUGUAUACAAAAAAAAAGAAAAUAUUGAGGAUUUAAAAGAAAAAUUGUUCAGGGAGGAGUUAGAUUUUAAAAAAAAGUUAUACUCCUUACAAUUGCAAGCAGCAGCCAAAGAUCUUGAAAUAAAAAAUGCAAUGUUAGAACAAAUUCAAGGUGGUGGUUUCUCUUUAAAUAAUUUAUAUGGAGGUCAAAAGAAGAAUUAAAUUUAUUUUAGAAUAUAUUGUAUGCCUAUUAGAAUAAAAUUUUGUAUUGCAUUAGCAAAUGUACUUUUAUUUUUACCUUUAAA
Molecule: messenger RNA, 1526 nt
Organism: Plodia interpunctella (Indianmeal moth)
Lineage: Eukaryota; Metazoa; Arthropoda; Insecta; Lepidoptera; Pyralidae
Exons: 4
Coding region: 580-1443 (287 amino acids)
Source: RefSeq, a predicted model, not a curated record